This is a messenger RNA of Mesorhabditis belari, 273 nucleotides long. The record is from the annotation of a GenBank genome assembly. NCBI's taxonomy places the organism in Eukaryota, Metazoa, Nematoda, Chromadorea, Rhabditida, Rhabditidae.
AUGCUACAGCGAUUACUAAGGAAGAAGUUCUGUCAGACGACGACGAAAUCCAGCAAACAAGUGCCUACGAGGAGGAGGAGAAAACUUCAGGAAGAUAAUUCUACUCGUUACGCCGAUCUACGACCUGUAAGCUUCAUGGAUUCAAUUGAGAGUGGUGUUGAGAAAUUUCCUGAAUUCGCAAAUCAGAGGAAUAAUGACGCCGAAUUUCAACUUGGGAUUGUGUUCAAAAAGAUGAGGAGCAAGCGGAAAUCGAUUGUCUACACGAUUCGAUUA